AUGAAGUCUGAGGUAAAGAAAAAUCGUGAGCAAAGAGAGCAGGUGGACAAAAUCAAGUCUCAGGUGACAGAUAUGCGAAAGGAGGCCCUGGCAGUGCAGUUCAAAGAAUGGACAUUGGAUGUCAGUGGAAAGCUACCACUCACACUGGUUCAGAGUGCCCUGAGGUCAUUUCUGGAUGUCAUUUCUAUUCCUUUGGGAGCAGGGCUGGAGAUCUACGACAGGAAGCUGGAAACCAUAGAUACACUGGGGAAAAGAGUGAACCAGGAAGAGUUUAGGGAGUAUGUCCAUUCUUACAUCAAAACCUUUACAAGUGACAUGUUCCAGGAAUUUCUGAAGCACCUCUGCCAGUGUGCUGAUGACUUUCGAGAUAUAAUAAGACAUGACAUCCGGCGACAGAUGUUUACUGACCUCUUCCUGGACUGUGACCACGGAAAGGCUGGCCUCUUGGACAAGCAGAGGACACUGGCCUUACUGGAAGACUUCUAUGACAACAGCCCAGUGAUUGCUAGGAGGAGAUUCUGUAAUCCAAGACAAUGGCCAAUAAUUGAAUUGCAAGAGAUAGAUCUUACUGAGUUCUGGGGAGACUUUGAUGAUGGACGGAUAGCUUCUGCGGAAUCCAGCCAAAUAUUUGCCUUGUCUCAAACAGAAGUUUCUGAGGGAAGGAGUCUGUCCUCUAACAUGCUAGUUGUUAAUGGUCAAGAUGCAUAUGAAACUUGCAUCUUGAUAGAUGAACCAGGAGGGCCAGAGGCAGAGCAAGACCAAGCAGUUGAACAAAAGGCCAUGAGUGAAUCUGGGACAGAAGAGAUCAGUAAGGAGGAACCUCAUUUAAUUGGCGAACUUAGUGAGAUUGUUCCAGUAAUUGCCCUCGGAGAAGAGCAUAUAGUCUCACCUACAGAACCUGGUUCUGAAGUUCAGGUGAAUCAAGAGGGAGAAGGUUUCGCUGCUGAGUUGUAUGAGACUGUUUCAGCAUCAACCCCUGGAGAAGAGAAUCCAGUCUCAGAGGAAAAACCUGAUCGGGAAGGACAGGUCAGCCAGAAAGAACCCUAUGUAAAUACAGAGAUGGAAGAAACUGAUUCAUCACUACACCCUGAAGCACCAAACACCCUCCUGGAAAUGGAAGCAAGUGAUGUUAACGAGAGUCAAGAGGCCUCCAAAUCUGACAGUAGAAAGGGAUCUGCAGUCCUUAAUAAGGAAACUACUUCCUCUGAGGACAUGGACACAGAGAAUCAGAUUGAUACUGCAGAUCCAGAGAGCCAGAAUGAACCUAUUCCCGUAGCAGCUCCCAAGCAAGAGAACGUAAACAUAGAUAAAGAACAUGGCUCUAAAGAACGGGUCAGCCAGGAAGAUCACAAUGUGGCUACAGAGCCGAGUGAACUCAUUCUAGCCCCAAACUCUGAAAAAGAGAAUAUAAUCUUGGAGAAGGAACUUGGUUCAGAAGCACAAGUCUGUCAGGAAGAGCAUGAUUUGAUUGCAGAGCCGAAUGUGGCAGUUCCAAUACUAAUGACUGAAGCAGAAGGCAUACUCUCAGAAGCGGAAGCUGAAUUAGAGAAAGUCACUGCUCUAAUACCAGAGAAUAAAGAGGAAACUGCAGAUCUUGGGAAAGAACCCCCUGAAGAAAAGGAGAGUGGUUCUGAGGGACAUGGCAGUCAAUCAGAAUUACAGGCAGAGACCAACAUGCUGGCCGAGGACUCCACACCAAGCCUUCCACAUGAGCAAAUGCUUUUGCAAGACCAGAGUACAGGUGACCUUCUGGCUUCUGACCUAAGUUUCAGGUAUAACAGCUAUGGUGAGCAAAUUCAGGAGGACUGGAACCAUGAAAAUUCCAGAUUUGCAGGCUUGCGUAUGCUCAUGACAGAUAUUCAGACCCAUGGUGCCUCCACUGCCAUGAGUGCCUUUGACAAGACCUGCCUCAACCUACCCCAGUUCGUACAGCUUUUGGAGACCUUUGUUGGUGACGAAAGCUCUCUGCCAACUGUGAAGAAACUUGUUGCAUUUGUGAAAGAAGGAUAUGAACAGACUGAAGAGGAAAAAAUCAAACAGUUGGAAAAAGUUCACCGUGAGGCUCUCUUAGCCCAAAGAAAAAUGCUUCUGGAGGCACUCUUCAAGCAGUGGGACAACGAAUGCUGUGGGUACCUUGACCUGAAAGAGGUGGAUGCUGUUCUAGGCACAUUUAAGGAAGGAAUGGAAAAAGAGGCUCUGAAAAAGGCAAAGAAGCACCUUUGCUGCUCCCACCCACACGCUGGUGGUGUGAUGAAGUUGUCUCCAAAGGAAUUUCAAACCUAUCUGGAAUUGGUUGUUUCUGAGCUCACCGGUAAUGAAGAUGAAGUUCUCGAUACCAUGGUGGAGUUUCUGAUGAUGAGCGUGGUGCGAACCCACAUGGAACGUCUGCGAGGUUCUGCCAGGAGGAAGUGGCUGCACAAUAUCCAGCAUGCAGCUGAGACCAGUGGGGCAAGCAUGGAGCCAGUGUACAAGGCAGUCUUUAAGGCACUUUCCCAGGAUGCAGAAGUCCACGGGAAUAACAAGAAGAUCAGUGCGUAUAUUGCCCUUUUGGAACAGAACCAGCUUUCGCCAGAGCGGGGAGAGGUUCUCCUGCGGUAUGUGGCUUGCACCUCAGAUGAUGCCCCAUACAUCCUAAACCAGGCACUUUACAGGGACAUGAAAGGAGUAAGCUUUGCAGCAGCAGAAGAGGGAAAGCCAGUCCAUGUUCCAAGAGUUCAGUUCCAUGGAAAUAUCCACUUCUGGAACUAUGACCGGGCAGAACGGGAGAGGAGAGGCUCAUUCCUGGUGCUGCCACUGCAGGAUUCCCGAUGGAGAACUAUUGGGAUUCUAGGACUUGACACCCUGCGGGACCAGUGUGAGCAAACCAUCUUUCUAACCCACGAGAUCGGUUUCUAUCAGGGGGUUUCCCACGUAUUCAGCGAAGCCUACCACCACGUCCGCACACUGGAAAACAUAUUGCAGGUUGCAUUCACUGCUGUGGGCUGGCUCUGCACCAGGGCACCCACCAUCCGCAACAUCACUACAUACCUGGUGGAGCCUGGCAAAGAUAAGACAGGCGACUACGUUUUGCGCAAGAUGAUGACUACAGAUCACUCUGGGCAUAUGGAAAUCCCAUCCCCUCCCACUGUGCUCCAUAGGAGAGAAAAUAUCUUCAGAGAUUACCUCUUCAAGUGCACAGACAGUUCCGAGGUCAUUUGCACCUUUGCCUAUGGAGAGCCUCACAUUGCAGUUCCACUCCGUGAGCCAACAGGACGGGCCUUUGGGGUGUUUGAUCUCAGUCCUGCACAUUACCAGGGGUUACCACCUCAUGAGCAAAAAGACCUCCAGAUAAUGCUGAAGAUGGCCCAGGCAGCCUGCUCUGAGAUACUGAAGGAGUCUUCAGGUGAAACAGACCCAAUCUAUGUCCUAGUUGCAGAGCACGUUGUAGAUUUGAGGCGCGCGCAGAUUCUCUUCCAUCGGCUCAUGCUGCAGGACUUCCGUGAGUGUAUCCAGAAACUCGAUCCUGAGUCCUUUGCCGACAUAAAGAGCUAUGCAGAGCCACCAGCCAUAGUGCAUAACAUACUAAAGGCUGUGCUGCUUCUUUUCUACCCAGAGUGGAUAGGUUCAGAGAAGAUUGAGAACUGGAGUCAUUGUGUACUGAAGCUUGAUGAUGAUUUGAUUCAGAAGAUUUGCUGCUUUGACCCAACUGCCACAUAUGUGCAGGUUCAGACGGGGCUGCUGGCUAACUGUAUCAAAGGUAUACCUAGAGAAGAGGUGUGGAAGCAUAACUCAGUUCCAGCUGAAUACCUGUACAACUGGGCACUUACCUGUCUAACACUAAUAGAACUUACAGAGGAACUACAGCAUACACAAGAUGCGCCUUUAGCAUCUCUGACUCCAAGACCCAGCCUGACUGCAUAUAAGUUAACAGAAGUUUUGCUGUCCUCUAACCCUAGUGAUUCUAUUAUUUAAUGUUACUUUGAAAUGUUUGGCUUUACGUUUGCUAUUUAUAGCUAAUAAACAUAAAUUGCUUAACAGGUGUAGAAAAGCAUUAGGAAUAUCUAAGUAAUUUAUUUAGAAAUGUUAAAAGGAACAAUUCUGAUAGCAUAGGUGGAUCAUUCUAAACUCAAGAGAAUACUCUCUGGUUUUCAUUUAAUUCUGACAAGAGAAGAGGAUUAAACAAGAGGAGUAAUAUAACUUGUAUGUCUACCACAUUACAUGAUUCAUAAAUAACAUAAAAACCCUGUAUGAAUUGUGUAUUUAGCAAAGAUUCAUUUUCCUAAAAUGACAUUUUCAAACUCACUUUAAGCCUGGAAAGGAUUGUUGAAGAGCAUGCUUUCAGCUACUCCCAAUGGGCAGUACAUUUAUUCUGGAAAAUCCCUCUAGUUUUAAUGUGACAGGAGUUUUCUUAUUGGGUUAAAGCUUGUUUACAGCAAACUUUACUGCUCUGUUGCAAGAUUCCAUCUUUGCAAUAAAGUAUCUUUUGGCAGAAUCAGUUUUUUAAUAAAAUGUUGGGAAAUUAAACUUAUUUUUCUUUAUUUAGUUGACAAAGUGUGAUGUCUACCAAAUACUUUCUAAUUUGAGAUUGCAGGUUGCUUUUAACCUCCCCAUAUAAAAUGAUGGUGAUUAUCUGAUAGCUGCUUCUAACUGGCAAGUGGGUUUCAUAUUUUUGUUGGGGGAAAGGCUUUUCAGGUCACUUGCAGUGGUAUUUCUAGGAACAAUAUCUUUGCAGAUAUUAUACUGAUAGCCACAAGCACUUGUCCCUUCAGAAGAUGCUCACAAACAACCCAUUGUGAAUACAAAUUACUUACUAAGCUUUAUGAAUGGAACAAAAAAGGUAGGAUGCUUAUAUAUUCCAUGGUCUGCUUCAGUAAGUCAGGUAACACACCAGGGCUUUGUCUAGGUCAGUGUCUCCACCUGUUCAUUUGACUGAACCAAACUAAGAUCUCAGCUACACUUGCCUGUACGGCUGUCACCCAUCUGAACCUUGCACUGCAUUGGAGCUUGAUGACAAUUUGGAGGAGCCAAAGGUCCAUUGCAGGUUAGCGUGUGCACAGCUGAUUGUGAGGCAGGCAGCAGCCGAAGGAGCUUCAUUAAGGUCGAGCUGAUCAGAGAAGAAAAGCAGAGUACCAGUGCUUGUAUGAACCCACACUGUCCUAGGCUAAACAGCACUUGGAGAGAGCCUCCUAGCAUGAUUCUUACAUUGUCAAAGGGUCAGUUCUCCUCCACAAAGAACCCAUCUGUGUCUGGCCUCUGGAUGCAGCAACAUCUCACCGCAUUUUACUGCCCUGUUCAGACUGUUUCCAGGCCCGGUUCUGGGCUCCUAACGCCAAGUCCCGCCGCUCGGGCAGGCAAAACGCCACCGACUGCGAACUCCCCGCCUCUGGCUCGGCUGGCGGCGUCUGAGACCCUGCAGACGGUCCCUCGGGAGGGUAAAAUGCCCCCCCCCGUGUCACACAGAAGGGACCCCCGUGAGCCGCUAGUCUGAGCUUCGCCGCCUCACACCUCGCGCGCGGGAGACUCCCCCCUACACGCGCUUCACACCUGCUUGCCAGGCUG
Molecule: messenger RNA, 5538 nt
Organism: Gopherus evgoodei (Goodes thornscrub tortoise)
Lineage: Eukaryota; Metazoa; Chordata; Testudines; Testudinidae
Gene: EFCAB5
Product: EF-hand calcium binding domain 5
Exons: 18
Coding region: 1-3951 (1316 amino acids)
Source: RefSeq, a predicted model, not a curated record